UAAUAUAUUCUAAUAACGAAACUAAGGAUUAUCUUUUAUGAGAUUCACCAAUUUCUUGCUUAAUGUCUUUUCAUUGAUACAUAUAUUAUUGGCCUUUACCUAAAGAUGGAAUUUCAGAGUUCGAAGGAGGAACAACUCAUCAAGGAAGACGACACAGAGAAACAGGAUGAUGUGAGGAAAAGUGGAGAUAAUGAAGAUGCUUCGUCCAAAUCAAAUACGAGACAUGAUAUGAGUGUAGAAGAACAAAUUACACGUGACAAGAGAAAGGCUACAGAAGAAGUUGACACUUUACAAGCAUCAGCACGUAGGACAGAAGAAACUAUGCCUGACGGGAGAAGAACCGCAACAGAAGUAGCUGGAACUAUAGAAGUUGGAAAUAUGGAUGAGGAAAGCACAAACUAUAGCAGUCAUAAACAACCUACACGUGACGAGAAUACAGAUGGGAACACAGAAGUUAAAACUACUGAAAGUGUUUGUGUUACCGGAGUCUCUGGGAAAAAUUGGGUGUAGAAACUGAUGCCAAUCGUAAAAUCCAAAGAACGAGGUAUUGGGAAGCAGCUACGGAACAAAAAUGAUGUUGUGUUGAAUGUCUUAGAUUUCGCUGGUCAAGGUGCAUAUUAUGCCUCACACCAGACACACAUGCGCAAAGACGCAAUUUAUAUAAUUGUUUUCGACGUUUCGGGGGACUUAGCCGGGAGAAGGGGAGACGAAGAGUCUACGUUGUCUUCGGAUAACAAAACACAUCUUUGUGACAGACCUGAUACAUCAUUCUCAUGCUGGACUC
This is a messenger RNA of Ostrea edulis (European flat oyster), 784 nucleotides long. RefSeq lists its product as uncharacterized. The coding region runs from base 106 to 510 and encodes 134 amino acids. The transcript has 5 exons. NCBI's taxonomy places the organism in Eukaryota, Metazoa, Mollusca, Bivalvia, Ostreida, Ostreidae. The record is from RefSeq and is a predicted model, not a curated record.